Ochotona curzoniae (black-lipped pika) is the source of this 3423-nucleotide messenger RNA. RefSeq names its product potassium voltage-gated channel subfamily A member 4 (gene KCNA4). The record is from RefSeq and is a predicted model, not a curated record. Bases 777 to 2747 code for a protein of 656 amino acids. NCBI's taxonomy places the organism in Eukaryota, Metazoa, Chordata, Mammalia, Lagomorpha, Ochotonidae. The transcript has a single exon. Gene Ontology annotation, cellular component: membrane; voltage-gated potassium channel complex. Gene Ontology annotation, molecular function: potassium ion binding; delayed rectifier potassium channel activity; protein binding. Gene Ontology annotation, biological process: potassium ion transmembrane transport; protein homooligomerization.
UGUUUCUUCUGCAUGAUGUUAACUGAAAGAUGCUCUGCAUUUUCUUGAUUUCUAUGGAGACCUCAGAGCGGGUUUUGCCUCUGCUGACACCUCAUUUUGCACCUUCUCUACCUCCCAAGGUCUUUUCCUCUCUCUAUAGCUCGGCAUUGCCCCUGGGUCCAGAGAACCCUUAAAGACCCAAAGGGGAGAGCCUAGAGAAUCAUUCUAAUAGAUUUUUUUGGAGCAGUGAUGGCUGGACAUACUUUAAACCACAUCGUAACAUGGGUCAAGCUGACUCUAGAAAACAAGUGCUAAAACCAAAGUCUUAUUUGCAUUUUAUUUAAAUUUGACGGACUGAGAUUUGGACAGUAUCCAUGGAAGAAAAAUAUAUUUCAGUUCAUAGGCACCGUUGCUGGCUGUCAGAUACUUACUGCCUACGAAUCUUGCAACAGCAAGUCACCACCACAUCCCAGACACAUUUCUGAAUUUGAACAUCCACCCUAAAACAUAGGUGUUUUAGGGACCGUGUCAUUUAUGACUUGGGCUUGAGUGUGCUAGGCUGUUUAUCUGGACCAGCAAAGCUCUGGAGAGCAAUGUUGAAUCCCUGAGAAGACAGAGCAUGGAUUGUGCUGAUUUAAAAACAGAAAAUGCAAAGUUGGACUGAAAAUAUCCUUAGUCUUCCAAGCAAUCUGCUUAAGGGUUCCAAACUUACCUUCCUUUGGUGAAGAAAGAAGCUGCCCUAUUUUUCUUUCUUCUUCUUCUACAACUGAAACCAGCCAUUUCCAAAAGCCGCAGCCAUGGAGGUCGCAAUGGUGAGUGCCGAGAGCUCAGGGUGCAACAGUCACAUGCCUUAUGGUUAUGCAGCCCAGGCCAGGGCCCGGGAGCGAGAGAGGCUUGCUCAUUCACGGGCGGCUGCGGCUGCCGCUGUGGCAGCGGCCACAGCUGCUGUGGAAGGCAGUGGGGGUUCUGGUGGGGGCUCCCACCACCACCACCACCAGUCACGUGGGGCCUGCAGCUCCCACGAUCCGCAGAGUGGCCGCGGCAGUCGGAGGAGGAGGCGCCAGCGGCCUGAGAAAAAGAAAGUCCACCAUCGGCCAAGCACCUUUCCACAUUGUACUGACCUGAUGCCCAGUGGAUCGGAAGAGAAAAUCCUGAAGGAGCUGAGUGAAGAAGAGGAAGAUGAGGAGGAGGAGGAAGAGGAAGAAGAGGAGGGAAGGUUUUACUACAGUGAAGAUGACCACGGAGAUGGAUGCUCCUACACAGACUUGCUGCCUCAGGACGAUGGGGGAGGUGGUGGCUACAGUUCAGUCCGCUACAGUGACUGCUGUGAACGUGUGGUCAUCAAUGUGUCAGGCCUGCGCUUUGAGACCCAGAUGAAAACUCUGGCCCAGUUUCCAGAAACUUUGUUAGGGGACCCUGAGAAGAGAACUCAGUAUUUUGACCCUUUGCGCAACGAGUAUUUUUUUGACAGGAACCGGCCCAGUUUUGAUGCCAUCCUGUAUUAUUACCAGUCCGGAGGUCGCCUGAAGAGGCCAGUCAAUGUCCCCUUUGAUAUCUUCACGGAGGAGGUCAAGUUCUACCAGCUGGGAGAGGAGGCCUUGCUCAAGUUUCGAGAGGAUGAGGGCUUUGUGAGAGAGGAGGAGGACAGGGCGCUGCCAGAGAAUGAAUUUAAAAAGCAGAUCUGGCUUCUCUUUGAGUAUCCUGAGAGCUCCAGUCCUGCGAGGGGCAUAGCCAUCGUGUCUGUCCUGGUCAUCUUAAUCUCCAUCGUCAUCUUCUGCCUGGAGACCUUGCCCGAGUUCAGGGACGACAGAGACCUCGUCAUGGCACUGAGUGCUGGUGGGGUUGGGCACGGUGGACUAUCCAAUGAUACCUUGGCACCCCAUCUGGAGAACUCGGGGCAUACAAUUUUCAAUGACCCCUUCUUCAUAGUGGAGACAGUCUGCAUCGUGUGGUUUUCCUUUGAAUUUGUGGUCCGCUGCUUCGCUUGUCCUAGCCAAGCGCUAUUCUUCAAAAACAUCAUGAACAUCAUUGAUAUCGUGUCCAUCUUGCCUUACUUCAUCACUCUGGGCACGGACCUGGCCCAGCAACAGGGAGGUGGCAAUGGGCAGCAGCAACAGGCCAUGUCCUUUGCCAUCCUCAGGAUCAUUCGUCUGGUCCGAGUGUUCCGGAUCUUCAAGCUCUCCCGGCACUCCAAGGGCCUGCAGAUCCUGGGCCACACCCUCAGAGCCAGCAUGCGGGAGCUGGGCCUUCUGAUCUUCUUCCUCUUCAUUGGGGUCAUCCUCUUUUCCAGUGCUGUGUAUUUUGCAGAGGCGGAUGAACCUACUACCCACUUCCAAAGCAUUCCAGAUGCAUUUUGGUGGGCUGUGGUCACCAUGACAACUGUGGGCUAUGGGGACAUGAAGCCCAUCACUGUGGGGGGCAAAAUUGUGGGGUCCCUGUGUGCCAUUGCAGGUGUCUUAACCAUUGCUUUGCCAGUGCCAGUGAUUGUCUCUAACUUUAACUAUUUCUACCACAGAGAAACUGAAAAUGAGGAACAGACACAGUUGACCCAGAAUGCAGUCAGUUGUCCAUACCUCCCUUCCAAUUUGCUCAAGAAAUUUCGGAGUUCUACUUCUUCUUCCCUGGGGGACAAGUCAGAGUAUUUAGAGAUGGAAGAAGGAGUUAAGGAAUCUCUGUGUGCAAAGGAGAAGUGUCAGGGGAAGGGGGAUGACAGUGAGACAGAGAAAAACAACUGUUCCAAUGUAAAAGCUGUGGAGACUGAUGUAUGAAUGGCUUUCUCCACCUGCCACUGUCCCCCAACUCCACCCUGCAGCAUCUCCAAAUAUAUUUGUGUGUAGAGAGUACAGUUACAAAAAUGAAAUAUGCAAUUGAGUCCAGUGCAUACAGUAGUACGCCAUUUAACGGUUAUAUAUGGCAUAUUUGUUGCUAAACUUGUAUUACAUAUCAAAUAAAUGAUACAUCUUGGAGAAGAGGGAGGCUUAAAUAGGAGUAAACCUAUCUUUAUAUUUUUUAUUAGAAUGCAAGAAUUUUGCACAUAAACUGGAAAAUGUUUAAAGAUAGUUUGAUGGAGAAUGUGCGUUUAUGUGUGUGUUGAUGUAUGCCUAUGUGUGGCUGGGAAGCUGUGUGUGUAAGUAAAUUGACAGUGUUAUUAGUAAUUGUGCAAUGAUGGGAAAAGUUGGCAUUUGAAGUAUUUACUAUUUAAGAACUAAUGAAUUUGAGCAGUAAUUUAUCAGUGCUUUAAUAACAUCUCAUAUGUCUUUGGAUUCUGUAGUUGUGUGUGUUUUUUUUAAUUGUAAUUAUUACUGUGUAGAAGAAAAGAAAGUAAAUUAUUUAAUAGAAUAUAGGUCACACUUUUAUCAUGGAUUUAAUUAAAGUUUAUUUUUAACUGGAAAUUAACUUUUAAAAAGGCUAGAGGGGCCUUUAGAAAUUGACUAUAUUUUGUUA